Messenger RNA from Closterium sp. Yama58-4, 5097 nucleotides. NCBI's taxonomy places the organism in Eukaryota, Viridiplantae, Streptophyta, Zygnematophyceae, Desmidiales, Closteriaceae. The record is from the annotation of a GenBank genome assembly.
AUGCAUGGAACAGCACUCCGCCUUUCACAGGUGUGCCUCAUCAUCCCCAUUCCCCUCAUCAUCCCCAUUCCCCUCAUCAUCCUCAUUCCCAUCAUCAUCCCCAUUCCCCUCACCACCCUCAUUCCCCUCAUCAUCCUCAUUCCCCUCAUCAUCCUCAUUCCCCUCAUCAUCCUCAUUCCCCCCAUCAUCCCCAUUCCCCUCAUCAUCCUCAUUCCCCUCAUCAUCCUCAUUCCCAUCAUCAUCCCCAUUCCCCUCAUCAUCCCCAUUCCCCUCAUCAUCCUCAUUCCCCUCAUCAUCCUCAUUCCCCUCAUCAUCCUCAUUCCCCUCAUCAUCCUCAUUCCCCUCAUCACCCUCAUUCCCCUCAUCAUCCUCAUUCCCCUCAUCAUCCCCAUUCCCCUCAUCAUCCUCAUUCCCCUCAUCAUCCUCAUUCCCCUCAUCAUCCCCAUUCCCCUCAUCACCCUCAUUCCCCUCAUCACCCUCAUUCCCCUCAUCAUCCUCAUUCCCCUCAUCAUCCUCAUUCCCCUCAUCAUCCUCAUUCCCCUCAUCAUCCCCAUUCCCCUCAUCACCCUCAUUCCCCUCAUCAUCCUCAUUCCCCUCAUCACCCUCAUUCCCCUCAUCAUCCUCAUUCCCCUCAUCAUCCUCAUUCCCCUCAUCACCCUCAUUCCCCUCAUCAUCCCCAUUUCCCUCAUCAUCCCCAUUCCCCUCAUCAUCCUCAUUCCCCUCAUCAUCUUCAUUCCCCUCAUCACCCUCCUUCCCCUCAUCAUCCUCAUUCCCCUCAUCAUCCCCAUUCCCCUCAUCAUCCCCAUUCCCCUCAUCAUCCUCGUUCCCCUCAUCAUCCCCAUUCCCCUCAUCAUCCCCAUUCCCCUCAUCAUCCUCAUUCCCCUCAUCAUCCUCCUUCCCCUCAUCAUCCUCAUUCCCCUCAUCAUCCCCAUUCCCCUCAUCAUCCCCAUUCCCCUCAUCACCCUCAUUCCCCUCAUCAUCUUCAUUCCCCUCAUCAUUCCCAUUCCCCUCAUCAUCCUCAUUCCCCUCAUCAUCCCCAUUCCCCUCAUCAUCCCCAUUCCCCUCAUCAUCCUCAUUCCCCUCAUCAUCCUCAUUCCCCUCAUCAUCCUCAUUCCCCGAAUCAUUCCCAUUCCCCUCAUCAUCCUCAUUCCCCUCAUCAUCCCCAUUCCCCUCAUCAUCCUCAUUCCCCUCAUCAUCCUCAUUCUCCUCAUCAUCCUCAUUCCCCUCAUCAUCCUCAUUCCCCUCAUCAUCCCCAUUCCCCUCAUCACCCUCAUUCCCCUCAUCAUCCCCAUUCCCCUCAUCAUCCUCAUUCCCCUCAUCAUCCCCAUUCCCCUCAUCAUCCUCAUUCCCCUCAUUAUCCUCAUUCCCCUCAUCAUCCUCAUUCCCCUCAUCAUCCCCGUUCCCCUCAUCACCCUCAUUCCCCUCAUCAUCCUCAUUCCCCUCAUCAUUCCCAUUCCCCUCAUCAUCCUCAUUCGCCUCAUCAUCCCCAUUCCCCUCAUCAUCCUCAUUCCCCUCAUCAUCCCCAUUCCCCUCAUCAUCCCCAUUCCCCUCAUCAUCCCCAUUCCCCUCAUCAUCCUCAUUCCCCUCAUCAUCCUCAUUCCCCUCAUCAUCCUCAUUCCCCUCAUCAUCCUCGUUCCUUUCAUCAUCCCCAUUCCCCUCAUCAUCCCCAUUCCCCCCAUCAUCCUCAUUCCCCCCAUCAUCCCCAUUCCCCUCAUCAUCCUCAUUCCCCUCAUCAUCCUCAUUCUCACCAUCAUCCCCAUGCCCCUCAUCAUCCUCAUUCCCCUCAUCAUCCCCAUUCCCCUCAUCACCCUCAUUCCCCUCAUCAUCCUCAUUCCCCUCAUCUUCCUCAUUCCCCUCGUCACCCUCAUUCCCCUCAUCAUCCUCAUUCCCCUCAUCAUCCUCAACCCCCCCAUCAUCCUCAUUCCCCUCAUCACCCUCAUUCCCCUCAUCAUCCUCAUUCCCCUAAUCAUCCUCCUUCCCCUCAUCAUCCUCAUUCCCCCCAUCAUCUUCAUUCCCCUCAUCAUCCUCAUUCCCCUCAUAAUCCUUAUUCCCCUCAUCAUCCCCAUUCCCCUCAUCAUCCUCAUUCCCCCCAUCAUCCUCAUUCCCCCCAUCAUCCUCAUUACCCCCAUCAUCCUCAUUCCCCUCAUCAUCCUCAUUCCCCUCAUCACCCUCAUUCCCCUAAUCAUCCUCAUUCCCCUCAUCAUCCUCUUUCCUCCCAUCAUUUUCAUUCCCCUCAUCAUCCUCAUUCCCCUCAUCAUCCCCAUUCCCCUCAUCAUCCUCAUUCCCCUCAUCAUCCUCAUUCCCCUCAUCAUCCUCAUUCCCCUCAUCAUCCCCAUUCCCCUCAUCACCCUCAUUCCCCUCAUCAUCCUCAUUCCCCUCAUCAUCCUCAUUCUAACCAUCAUCCCCAUGCCCCUCAUCAUCCUCAUUCCCCUCGUCAUCCUCAUUCCCCUCAUCACCCUCAUUCCCCUCAUCACCCUCAUUCCCCUCAUCAUCCCCAUUCCCCUCAUCAUCCCCAUUCCCCUCAUCAUCCUCAUUCCCCUCAUCAUCCUCAGUCCCCUCAUCAUCCCCAUUCCCCCCAUCAUCCCCAUUCCCCUCAUCAUCCUCAUUCCCCUCAUCAUCCUCAUUCCCCUCAUCACCCUCAUUCCCCUCAUCAUCCCCAUUCCCCUCAUCAUCCUCAUUCCCCUCAUCAUCCUCAUUCCCCUCAUCAUACCCAUUCCCACCAUCAUCCCCAUUCCCCUCAUCACCCUCAUUCCCCUCAUCAUCCCCAUUCCCCUCAUCAUCCCCAUUCCCCUCAUCAUCCUCAUUCCCCUCAUCAUCCUCAUUCCCCUCAUCAUCCUCAUUCCCCUCAUCAUCCCCAUUCCCCCCAUCAUCCCCAUUCCCCUCAUCAUCCUCAUUCCCCCCAUCAUCCCCAUUCCCCUCAUCAUCCUCAUUCCCCUCAUCAUCCUCAUUCCCCUCAUCAUCCCCAUUCCCCCCAUCAUCCCCAUUCCCCUCAUCACCCUCAUUCCCCUCAUCAUCCCCAUUCCCCUCAUCAUCCCCAUUCCCCCCACCAUCCCCAUUCCCCUCAUCACCCUCAUUCCCCUCAUCAUCCCCAUUCCCCUCAUCAUCCCCAUUCCCCUCAUCAUCCUCAUUCCCCCCAUCAUCCCCAUUCCCCUCAUGAUCCUCAUUCCCCCCAUCAUCCCCAUUCCCUUCAUCAUCCUCAUUCCCCUCAUCAUCCUCAUUCCCCUCAUCAUCCCCAUUCCCCCCAUCAUCCCCAUUCCCCUCAUCACCCUCAUUCCCCUCAUCAUCCUCCUUCCCCUCAUCAUCCUCAUUCCCCCCAUCAUCUUCAUUCCCCUCAUCAUCCUCAUUCCCCUCAUAAUCCUUAUUCCCCUCAUCAUCCCCAUUCCCCUCAUCAUCCUCAUUCCCCCCAUCAUCCUCAUUCCCCCCAUCAUCCUCAUUCCCCUCAUCAUCCUCAUUCCCCUCAUCACCCUCAUUCCCCUAAUCAUCCUCAUUCCCCUCAUCAUCCUCUUUCCUCCCAUCAUUUUCAUUCCCCUCAUCAUCCUCAUUCCCCUCAUCAUCCCCAUUCCCCUCAUCAUCCUCAUUCCCCUCAUCAUCCUCAUUCCCCUCAUCAUCCUCAUUCCCCUCAUCAUCCCCAUUCCCCUCAUCACCCUCAUUCCCCUCAUCAUCCUCAUUCCCCUCAUCAUCCUCAUUCUCACCAUCAUCCCCAUGCCCCUCAUCAUCCUCAUUCCCCUCGUCAUCCUCAUUCCCCUCAUCACCCUCAUUCCCCUCAUCACCCUCAUUCCCCUCAUCAUCCCCAUUCCCCUCAUCAUCCCCAUUCCCCUCAUCAUCCUCAUUCCCCUCAUCAUCCUCAGUCCCCUCAUCAUCCCCAUUCCCCCCAUCAUCCCCAUUCCCCUCAUCAUCCUCAUUCCCCUCAUCAUCCUCAUUCCCCUCAUCACCCUCAUUCCCCUCAUCAUCCCCAUUCCCCUCAUCAUCCUCAUUCCCCUCAUCAUCCUCAUUCCCCUCAUCAUCCCCAUUCCCCCCAUCAUCCCCAUUCCCCUCAUCAUCCUCAUUCCCCUCAUCAUCCCCAUUCCCCUCAUCAUCCCCAUUCCCCUCAUCAUCCUCAUUCCCCUCAUCAUCCUCAUUCCCCUCAUCAUCCUCAUUCCCCUCAUCAUCCCCAUUCCCCCCAUCAUCCCCAUUCCCCUCAUGAUCCUCAUUCCCCCCAUCAUCCCCAUUCCCCUCAUCAUCCUCAUUCCCCUCAUCAUCCUCAUUCCCCUCAUCAUCCCCAUUCCCCCCAUCAUCCCCAUUCCCCUCAUCACCCUCAUUCCCCUCAUCAUCCCCAUUCCCCUCAUCAUCCCCAUUCCCCCCAUCAUCCCCAUUACCCUCAUCACCCUCAUUCCCCUCAUCAUCCCCAUUCCCCUCAUCAUCCCCAUUCCCCUCAUCAUCCUCAUUCCCCCCAUCAUCCCCAUUCCCCUCAUGAUCCUCAUUCCCCCCAUCAUCCCCAUUCCCCUCAUCAUCCUCAUUCCCCUCAUCAUCCUCAUUCCCCUCAUCAUCCCCAUUCCCCCCAUCAUCCCCAUUCCCCUCAUCACCCUCAUUCCCCUCAUCAUCCCCAUUCCCCUCAUCAUCCCCAUUCCCCCCAUCAUCCCCAUUCCCCUCAUCACCCUCAUUCCCCUCAUCAUCCCCAUUCCCCUCAUCAUCCCCAUUCCCCUCAUCAUCCUCAUUCCCCUCAUCAUCCUCAUUCCCCUCAUCAUCCUCAUUCCCCUCAUCAUCCCCAUUCCCCCCAUCAUCCCCAUUCCCCUCAUCAUCCUCAUUCCCCUCAUCAUCCCCAUUCCCCUCAUCAUCCCCAUUCCCCCCAUCAUCCCCAUUCCCCUCAUCAUCCUCAUUCCCCCCAUCAUCCCCAUUCCCCUCAUCAUCCUCAUUCCCCUCAUCAUCCCCAUUCCCCUCAUCAUCCCCAUUCCCCCAUCAUCCCCAUUCCCCUCAUCAUCCUCAUUCCCCUCAUCAUCCCCAUUCCCCUCAUCAUCCCCAUUCCCCUCAUCAUCCCCAUUCCCCUCAUCAUCCUCAUUCCCCUCAUCAUCCUCAUUCCCCUCAUCAUCCUCAUUCCCCUCAUCAUCCUCAUUCCCCUAA